Molecule: messenger RNA, 779 nt
Organism: Pterocles gutturalis (yellow-throated sandgrouse)
Lineage: Eukaryota; Metazoa; Chordata; Aves; Pterocliformes; Pteroclidae
Product: ubiquitin carboxyl-terminal hydrolase 48-like
Exons: 9
Coding region: 15-779 (254 amino acids)
Biological process (GO): protein deubiquitination
Molecular function (GO): cysteine-type deubiquitinase activity; cysteine-type endopeptidase activity; protein binding
Source: RefSeq, a predicted model, not a curated record
CCCACGGCGGCCUCAUGUUCACCUACGCUUCCAUGACCAAAGAAGACUCCAAACUUAUAGCUCUCAUAUGGCCCAGCGAGUGGGAGAGGAUUCAAAAACUCUUCGUCGUCGAUCAAGUCAUCAAAAUCACCCGGACACGAGCCGCCGGGGCGGACCCGGAGAGCGCUGUGUACACCUCUGAGCCCCAACUCUGUCCAGAGUGCAGAGAAGGGCUGUUAUGCCAACAGCAGCGGGAUUUGCGGGAGUACACCCAAGCGACCAUCUACAUCCAUAAAGUGGUGGAUAAUAAAAAGGUCAUGAAGGACGCUGCUCCGGAGCUGAACGUGAGCAGCUCAGAAGCUGAAGAGGAAAGGGAGGAAAACAAACCCGAGGGGGAACAAGACCCAGAUUUUAACCAGACCAAUGGCGGUGCGAAGCGCCAGAAGAUCUCGCACCAGAACUACAUCACUUACCAAAAACAGGGCAUCAGGCGGAGCACCCGGCACCGCAAAGUGCGAGGGGAGAAAGCCUUCCUCGUCUCGGCAAAUCAGACGCUGAAAGACCUGAAAAUACAGAUCAUGAACGCCUUUUCGGUCGCAACCUUCGACCAGAAUUUAUCCAUCGACGGGAAGAUCCUGAGCGACGACACGGCGACACUGGGCAGCCUGGGAGUCAUCCCGGAAUCCGUCAUUUUAUUAAAGGCUGAUGAACCCAUCGCGGAUUACGCCGCCAUGGACGACAUUAUGCAAGUUUGUAUGCCUGAAGAAGGAUUUAAAGGGACUGGUUUACUUGGACACUGA